This is a messenger RNA of Epinephelus lanceolatus (giant grouper), 1971 nucleotides long. RefSeq names its product trimethyllysine hydroxylase, epsilon (gene tmlhe). The record is from RefSeq and is a predicted model, not a curated record. NCBI's taxonomy places the organism in Eukaryota, Metazoa, Chordata, Actinopteri, Perciformes, Serranidae. Gene Ontology annotation, molecular function: iron ion binding; trimethyllysine dioxygenase activity. Gene Ontology annotation, biological process: carnitine biosynthetic process. Gene Ontology annotation, cellular component: mitochondrion.
AAUUACCUCUGCCCUGCACCGUCUGCGCAUGCGCCAAACCUCCACCAUCUCCAACAGUUAAACCUGCCGUGGUUUAGCUACUCCACCUGAAUCCCAUAUCAUAAGAGAAACUAGGCCGUGUUUAAUAAUUAAUCUCGUCAUACUUGGAAAUGUCACAUUAAAGAGCUGAGGAGGAGACGUGUUUGCUCUGCAGCUGCACGGUGCCUGCUCCUGCAUGAAGACGGAUAUCUCUCUUACACUUCUGGGUUUAUUCUAGUUUGUUUAUCACGUAAGUGUUCACAAUGAUGUGCACGUUAAAGAGGAUGUUGCGACCCGCGUGGGCUCAGACUCAGACUCAACUGGCGUGGAGAUACAAGGUGCAGAUCCGCGCAUGUAGCUCUGCAACUAUCCAGACACAAGAUGACAGUCUUGUGCUGGACUACAGAGGGACACGGAUGCAUUUUAACUACGUGUGGCUGCGGGAUCACUGCCGCUCUGCGUCUUCAUACAACUCCAAGACUCACCAGAGAAACGUGGACACCGGGGGCAUAGACCUCAACAUCCGCCCUGACAAUACAGCUGUGCAGGAGGGACAUCUCAUCCUCACGUGGCCCGGAGGUCAUGUGUCAAAGUACAGCCUUAGCUGGCUCGCUGAGAACAGCUACGAAGGAAAGAAGCAGGCCAUCGUCCAGCCACGUAUCCUUUGGAAUUUGGACAUCUAUAAGAAUGCAAACGUACCCUCAUCCAAAUGGGACAAGUUUAUGAGCUGUGAUGAUGAAGUAAAGAAGUUUCUUCAGAACUACCUCCUGUAUGGGAUCGCUUUUGUAGAUGAUGUCCCAGUUACAGUCGAGGCCACAGAGGCAGUUACCCAGAGGGUCAGUCUCAUCAGGGAGACGACAUAUGGAAGAAUGUGGUGUUUCACCUCAGAUUUUUCCAGAGGAGAUUCUGCCUACAGCCAGCUGGCCCUGGACCGUCACACUGACACCUCCUACUUUCAGGAGCCAUGUGGAAUCCAGGUUUUCCACUGCCUCAAACAUGAGGGAACUGGAGGACGGACACUACUUGUGGACGGGUUCUACGCCGCUGAAAAAGUACGUCAGAGGUCUCCUGGAAACUUUGAGCUGCUUGCCCGCAUUCCCAUCAGGCACGAGUACAUUGAAAACACUGACAACCACCAAAACCACAUGACGGGCAUUGGUCCCCUGCUCAACGUCUAUCCUUGGAACAAUGAAAUGUACCUGAUUCGAUACAACAACUAUGACAGAUCAGUGAUAAACACAAUACCUCAUGAUGUUGUUCGGCGAUGGUAUGUGGCACAUCGAGAGUUGACGACAGAACUAAGGCGGCCAGAGAACGAGCUGUGGGUAAAGCUGACUCCAGGGAAAGUGAUUUUCAUAGACAACUGGCGCGUCAUGCAUGGGAGGGAGUCUUUCACCGGCCUGAGGCAGCUCUGUGGAUGCUACCUGACCAGAGACGACGUCCUCAGCUCUGCACGCUGCUUCGGUCUGCAGGCCUGAUCCCGGACAUGAAGCGCCUUUCACCACUGUGCCUAUAGAUUAGCCUGUGUGUUCAAGGUUCAUUUUUUGCCAUUGUACAACACAAACUUGGAUAACAUGUAAUGCAAGCUGUAGUUCCUUUAUGCUAUAUGAUGGAAUACGGAGGAUAAGUUAAGGGCUUGCUUGCCAGACAGCAGCAGGGUAAUCAGGCUCUGCUGAAGUACCUCCUUUGCCUCCUUUUCUGUAAAACUAACACUCUUUUUGCCAGAUUUGCACAAAAAGCCGUAUUUUGUUCAACAAUCAACAGUCCUGCUUCCUGUUGUAUUUUACUCACCCUUGCUCUUCAUUUUUUAAUUAACAUUCAUUGAUUGUAUUUCCUGAACUACACUUGAAACAAAUGUAUAAGCUCACAAAUGGCUUGAUAUUGUUGAGCUCAUGCGUCAUAUGAUCACAUUAAAUGUUAUCAUGGAGAGUUGGAUUGCACAAAAUACAUAAA